Messenger RNA from Lolium rigidum, 2743 nucleotides. RefSeq names its product zinc finger BED domain-containing protein RICESLEEPER 2-like. The coding region runs from base 288 to 2279 and encodes 663 amino acids. NCBI's taxonomy places the organism in Eukaryota, Viridiplantae, Streptophyta, Magnoliopsida, Poales, Poaceae. The record is from RefSeq and is a predicted model, not a curated record. Gene Ontology annotation, molecular function: DNA binding; protein dimerization activity. The transcript has 4 exons.
CCCUAUCCUCGCAGCUCGCCGGCCGAAUCGACGUUGAUGGCGACCCGGACCUGCCUUCCCCGACUACGCCGCACUCCCAUAUCCCUAGAAGCCAACGGCGCCUGAAGAGCAGCCGCCACCUCCUUGUCUAGACCUCUCCGCCGUCGCCUCCACCCCGACUCCGACGAGCCUCUCCACCGCCGCCUGCACAGCCUGGACGUCCGUCCCUUCCCCUAGCUGAAGUUGUGCCAUCUCACUUGGAGCAGCUUAAGUUGCUGAUAUUCAGUAGUAAUACUCCAAUUGUCAAAAUGUCGAAUAGUCAAACUGCAGAGCAAUUGCAACUUGGUGGAGUGGAUGAUGUAACACAGCUUACCAGUCGCAGAAGCAAGAAAAGAUCUAGAGUUUGGGAAUUUUUCAAGGAGUUACCUGAUGAAGGAAAAGCUAUCUGCAUUUAUUGUCAGUCCAAAUUGUCAUAUCAUCAAGGGAUUGGCGUGUCACACUUUAAGCGCCAUAUCUUGGCCGGAUGCCACGAGUUCCCAUCAGAUAUUGAUCGCAAUGCAAUAUUUCCCGUGAGUGACCCCGUUGUAGAUGCACGUUUUGUGGUGGAUCCAACUGUAUUUCCCGUGAGUGACCCAAUUGUAGAUGCACGUUUUGUGGUGGAUCCAGCUGUGACAAGGGAUUUCAUGACUAAGUUUUGGAUCAGUGCAAAUAUUGCUUUCAGAAAGAUUGAAAAUGUUUUUUUCAAGAAAAUGAUGAAGUCAGCACACCCAAGUCUUCAUGUUCAUGGUCGAAAAACUCUCAAAAAGGAUUGUCUUGCUGUGUAUGACGAAGAGAAGAAGAAGAUUGAAAACAGCUUGGCUAAUUCUGGCUCUCAUGUUAGUUUUACAACUGAUAUGUGGACAUCAAUCCAAGAACUUGGAUACAUUUGCUUGACUGCACAUUAUAUCGACGAGGAAUUCAAUCUGCACAUGCAUACAAUCAGUUUUAAAAGUGUCCCAUAUCCUCACAACGCUACUGCAAUCCAUAGUACUAUUAUGGAUUGUCUCUAUGAUUGGGACUUGUCUAACAAAGCUUUUGCUUUUACUCUGGAUAAUGCCACAUCAAAUACUGCUGCAGUGAAUAAGUUAAAGGCCAAACUUUGGACAGACAAGCCCUUUGGAGGCGAAGAUCUCCAUGUGAAAUGCACAACACACAUCUUGAACUUAGUUGUCCAAGAUGGAAUGGAUACUAUCAAGGAUGCAACAGAGCCUGUAAGGGAUGUUGUUAAACAUGUAAACUCAUCCGGACCUCGCUUGCAGACUUUUAACUUACUUCCAGAAAUGUCUGGCCAUGAACCUAAGAAAAGAUUGAAAUUAGAUGUUCCCAGAAGAUGGAACUCUACAUAUAGCAUGCUUGAAGAAGCUUUGAAGUUUAAGGUGGCCCUCACUAGCUAUGCUGAUGUUCAAAACAUUCAAGGACCUACAGUUGAAGAAUGGAGCCUGGCUGAGAGAGUUUGCAACUUCCUAAAGAACUUUGCUGAUGCAACAAAGGUUUUGUCCAUGCAUAAAUUCCCAACAGCACAUAGAUACUUAGAAGAGAUUUGGGGAAUUCGAGAACUACUCGUUGAUGACAAAUAUACAUCAGAUGAUUUUUUGAAGGAGUUGUGCAAAGAUAUGAAGGCAAAGUUUGAUAAAUACUGGGAUCAACCUAACAAAGUUCUUCUGGUUGCAUCCUUAUUGAAUCCACGGUACAAAAUAGCUCUUCUGAAGUUUUGUUGGACCGAAGCAUAUGGAGAAGAGGUGGCUGAACAGAGAGUAGCUGAUGUUCGUAAGUGGUUUAAAGAAUAUUACGAGUAUUACGAAUGCAUGGUGCAAAGUUCUUCACAAGGAAGCAACAUUAAUUCGUCACAUGAGGUGGGAGGGUCUGCAAAUAUGCCCUCAACGCUAACAGGAAAGCACAAAUUAGAGUUGGGAUUUGCUUUGUUCAAACAACAAUAUCGCCCUAAUCACUCUAGAAGGUCAGAGGUUGAUAUUUAUCUAGAAGAUUCAUUGGUUCCUCUUAGUGAAGGUGAAACUGUUGACGUGUUGAAGUGGUGGAAAAGAAACGCAGAGAAUUAUCCUGUACUAGCCAAGAUGGCUCGGGACUUUCUGGCUAUUCCAUUAUCAUCUGUGGCUUCUGAAUCAACAUUUAGUAUAGCCAGCAUGAUAAUUGAUAAACAUGGCAGUUCUCUAAACCCAGAAACAGCUGAAGGACUAAUAUGCUCAAAAGAUUGGCUAAAAGAAUACUUGUCCGAUGACGACGAUGACACUGAUGAUGAUUGACUCCACGGGUUUCAGCCAUAGAUUUAUGCUCAAAAAAAGGACACAGCCGAAGCUUAAGGACCACUAUCCCCACGCUACCAGCCAGAGCCAGCCUGUGCAGCCACUGGCCCGCACACCCCCGACGCCGCAACCACGCCAUCACCGCGCAGAGGCCAUCACUUGCCUCGCCACAAGAGAACCAGAAUUGGAGGCAACAAAACUCGGGAGUCUCGAUCUUGGGAGCAGCAGCCGCAUCACGCGAAGACAUCACGAGAUAGAAGACGGAUGGCUCCUCCAUGCGCGCCGGCAGGAGCAACCACCCAACAGCAGCCACCAGUGCGUGGAAGCAGCAGAAGCACCCACAGCCGCUACAGAUUGAUCGACGGCAGCCACUGAGACCAGUCAGGUCGCUGCGCAAGCAUCCUGCAACACCACGAACUGGAGGAGCGCUGAGCAGCAGGUUGAACCAGCUCCAACUCCGACCA